GGGCGGCGCGCGCCGGGCUGCGCGGGGCGCGGAGCGGAGCGGAGCCAGCGCGGCCCCGCCAUGAACAGCAUCAAGAACGUACCGGCGCGGGUGCUGAGCCGCCGCGGCGGACACAGCCUGGAAGCGGAGCGGGAGCAGUUCGAUAAGAGCCAGGCUGUCAGCAUCAGCAAAGCCAUAAAUACACAGGAAGCACCAGUGAAGGAGAAACAUGCCCGCAGGAUCAUCCUGGGGACACACCAUGAGAAGGGAGCGUUCACCUUCUGGUCCUACGCCAUCGGGCUGCCCCUGGCCAGCAGUGCCAUCCUCAGCUGGAAGUUCUGCCACGUCCUGCACAAGGUCCUGCGUGACGGCCACCCCAAUGUCCUCCAGGACUGCCAGAGGUACCGCAGCAACAUCCGAGAGGUGGGGGACCUGUGGGGCCAUUUGCACGACAGGUAUGGGCAGCUGGUGAACAUCUACACACGGCUCCUCCUCACCAAGAUCUCCUUCCACACCAAGCAUCUCGAGUUCCCCCCGGGCCUGGAAGUGUCAGAUGAAGUGCUGGAAAAGACUGCAGGGACGGACGUGAACAACAUCUUCCAGCUGACAGUGGAGUUGUUUGACUACCUGGACUGGGAGCUGAAGCUGUCAGAGUCAGUUUUCAGGCAGCUCAACACCUCGAUGGCGGUGUCGCAGAUGUCGGCGGUGCAGUGCCGCCUCGCCCCCCUCAUCCAGGUCAUCCAGGACUGCAGCCACCUCUACCACUACACCGUCAAGUUAAUGUUCAAGCUGCAUUCCUGUCUGCCGGCCGACACGCUGCAGGGACACCGGGACCGCUUCCACGAGCAGUUUCGCAGCCUCAAAAACUUCUUUAAGAAGGCAUCCGACAUGCUGUAUUUCAAGCGGCUCAUCCAGAUCCCCCGGCUGCCGGAGAGCCCCCCAAACUUCUUGCGGGCAUCUGCGCUGGCAGAGCAUGUGAAGCCAGUGGUUGUCAUCCCUGACGAAGCCCCUGAGGAUGAGGAGCCAGAGAACCUCAUUGAGAUCAGUACAGCUUCCACCACGGAGCCACAGAUCACCUCAGAUGUAUUUGAGCAAACCUUUGGGCCGCCCAACGGCGUCCGGGACGACAGGGAUGCACAGAUCGAGAGCCUCAAGAAAGAGGUGGAUAUGCUCCGUGCAGAGAUGGAGAAGAUCAAGCUGGAGGCGCAGCGGUACAUCACGCAGCUCAAGGCCCAGGUGAACAGCCUGGAGGGAGAAGUGGAGGAGCAGCGGAAGCAAAAGCAAAAGGCGCUGGUGGACAACGAGCAGCUGCGGGAUGAGCUGGAGAGGCUGCAGCGGCUGAAGCAGGACAGCGACAGGUCCCAGCGGCUCUGCGCCGAAGCUGAAAAGAAAGCCAACGCCACCGAGAUCCGCUACACAAAGCUGAAGGAGAAGCACAGUGAGCUCAUCAACACACACGCCGAGCUCCUGAGGAAGAAUGCUGACACUGCAAAGCAGCUGACGGUCACGCAGCAGAGCCAGGAGGAGGUGGCACGUGUCAAGGAGCAGUUGGCAUUUCAGGUGGAGCAGGUCAAGCGGGAGGCUGAGAUGAAGCUGGAGGAUCAGAGUGUGCAGCUGGAGCAGCUGCGGCAGGAGCUGGACACACGGCGGGAGGAGCUGGAGCAGGCUCAGCGCUCGCUCGGCCAGGCCAAGCAGGUGGGUGCAGAGCUCAGCGCCCAGGUGGAGGCUCUGAACACCGAGAAGGAGCUGCUGAGGCGGUCGGUGAGCGAGAAGGAGUGUGAGCUGCUCUCCACACGUGGCCUCGUCGAGGAGAAGGAGCUGCAGCUGAGCCAGGAGGUGGACAAAGCCACGAGGGAGAUCCACGAGCUGCAGGGCAGGCUCCUGGAGAAGAGCAACCAGGAGCAGAGUCUGCAGCAGCAGCUGCUGGAUGAGCAGUUUGGGAUCCUGCAGGAGACGGUGCGGGAGGCCGAGGGCAUCCUCCGUGACGCAGUGGCCAAGUUGGAUGACCCGCUGCACAUCCGCUGCACCAGCUCCCCAGAUUACCUGCUGAGCCGGGCGCAGGCGGCGCUGGAGUCCACGGACGCCCUGGAGAACGGGCACGCGCAGUACGUGGCCUCCAUGGCAGCAGAUGCUGCAGGGCUGGUGGGGGCUCUGGCCCUCUUCACACACCUGACAGCUGACACCAUUGUGAACGGCAGUGCCACGGCUCACCUGGCUCCCACCGACCACGCUGACCGGCUGACGGAGACGUGCCGGGACUGUGGGCAGCAGAGCCUGGGCUACCUGGGCCAGCUGAGGGACAAGCAGACGGUGGGACGAGCUGAGCUGGGGGCCGUGCGCCAGGCGCUGCAGGGGGUCCUGCAACUGGCCCAGGAGCUGAGGCCCAAGAGCUUAGACAUCAGGCAAGAAGAGCUGGGGGACAUGGUGGAGAAGGAGAUGGCCUCCACCUCCGAGGCGAUCGAGGAUGCCGUCAGGCGGAUAGAGGAGAUGAUGAGCCAGGCCAGAAGCGAGAGCUCCGGUGUUAAGCUUGAAGUGAAUGAGCGAAUUCUGAACUCCUGCACGGAUCUGAUGAAGGCCAUUAGACUUCUUGUAAUGACAUCUACGAACCUGCAGAAGGAGAUAGUGGAGAGUGGGCGGGGGGCAGCAACGACUCAGGAGUUUUAUGCCAAGAACUCGCGCUGGACCGAAGGGCUGAUCUCUGCCUCCAAGGCCGUGGGCUGGGGAGCCACGCAGCUCGUGGAGUCAGCAGACAGGGUUGUCCUGCACACAGGGAAAUAUGAAGAGCUGAUUGUCUGCUCCCAUGAAAUCGCUGCCAGCACAGCCCAGCUGGUGGCUGCCUCCAAGGUGAAAGCUGAGAAGAGCAGCAGGAACCUAGUCAAGCUCCAGGAGUGCUCACGCAACGUCAACGAGAUGGCAGCCAACGUGGUGGCUUCCACCAAGUCAGGGCAGGAGCAGAUUGAGGAGAAAGACACCAUGGACUUUUCAGGCAUGUCCCUCAUCAAGCUGAAGAAGGAAGAGAUGGAAACACAGGUGAAGGUGCUGGAGCUGGAGAAGCGUCUGGAGAGCGAGCGGGUGCGUCUGGGCGAGCUGAGGAAGCAACACUACGGCCUGGCCGGGGCCUACGACGCGGCCGAGGACGGGGAGGCAAAGCCGGCGCCGGCCCCUCGGAGAGGCAUCCUCAAGAAGCCCCCUUUGGCUCAGAAACCCAGCCCUGUGGAGCCUUAGCGAUUUGCCGGGCUGUCGCCCCCUCGCAGGGCCAAGGGGAGCGGGGACGGGCUCCCCGGCGCCUCACGGUGCCUUGGCUGUGCCUUCCAGCAGGGUCUCUGCCCCCACCCGCCUGCAAAACUGGAUGGAUGGGAUUUUAAAUGAUAGGGGGUUUUUGUUCUUCACUUGAUUCCUGGCUGUAGAGCAGGGGGGGUUCCUGCUGGCUCCCUGGGCAGCGCAGGAUGCCCUCUCCUCCUCCUCCUCCUCCUGUCAAACGCCUCUUCCCGGUUUCAUUUCAUUCGGGAUUCCUAUUGGGUCAAACUUUUUUAAACCCCAACUUCCUCAGCACUAGAGGUUUUCAGUCAAUGUAGCUCUCUACUGUACUGCUCAGACCCUUUCCAAGAGCUGUGAACUGUUUGGAAGGUAGGAGACUGCUGGCCUUUUUCUUGCAACCAUUUUUUUAACCUCCCCUUUUUUUCAACCUGAGGAAUAAUUUGACUUUGUCUCAGCAUGGGAUCAGCCCUCAGCAGAGAGGGAGACUUCAGCCUUACCAGGCACAAGGCUUGUGUAAGGGAACAAGCAGUUACUGACACACACUGGCAAUAAGGAUACAAUUGUUUUGUGUUCCUUUUCUAUGUUUUAUUACUCCAGCACUGUCAGGGGAUCAGUUGUGUUAUGUUUUAUAUUUAAGAUAAUUAGCAGGAUUGAAUCUAACCCAUGGCCUGUGGGAGCCAGGGGGUUGAGAAGUCUGCAGCAAUAAGGAAUUACUGAUGUGGAGAGACACGGGGGCAGAAGAAAAACCCUGUCAGCUGUAUCUUCCCUUGGAGCUACUCUCAAGCUGUAGAUUAUUAAAGAAGCAAUAUUUAAAAUA
This is a messenger RNA of Colius striatus (speckled mousebird), 4054 nucleotides long. It is a transcript of the gene HIP1R, whose product is annotated as huntingtin interacting protein 1 related. NCBI's taxonomy places the organism in Eukaryota, Metazoa, Chordata, Aves, Coliiformes, Coliidae. The transcript is spliced from 32 exons. Gene Ontology annotation, molecular function: phosphatidylinositol-3,4-bisphosphate binding; clathrin-cargo adaptor activity; clathrin light chain binding. Gene Ontology annotation, biological process: endocytosis; clathrin coat assembly; actin filament organization. The record is from RefSeq and is a predicted model, not a curated record. Gene Ontology annotation, cellular component: clathrin-coated vesicle; actin cortical patch. The coding region runs from base 61 to 3204 and encodes 1047 amino acids.